Molecule: messenger RNA, 561 nt
Organism: Bufo bufo (common toad)
Lineage: Eukaryota; Metazoa; Chordata; Amphibia; Anura; Bufonidae
Product: gastrula zinc finger protein XlCGF66.1-like
Exons: 5
Coding region: 25-561 (178 amino acids)
Biological process (GO): regulation of DNA-templated transcription
Source: RefSeq, a predicted model, not a curated record
UCAAGGAUUGUACAAACUAUCAGAAUGGAGAAGUACAGUCAAAUGACUGAGAAGAUAUUAAAUCUCACCUUGGAGAUCAUCUACCUGCUGACCGGAGAGGAUUAUGGACCCGUGAAAAAGCCAGCCAAAAAUAAUACCCUCAGCAGCAGAAAGAGCCCCAUCAAGGAUCAUCAGCCUCACUCACGAAUAAAUACGAGUAAAAAUGAGCAGAAGAUUCUCAAGUUCACCAAUAGAAUCAUUGAACUGCUGACUGGAGAGGUUCCUAUAAGGAGUCAGGAUGUCACUGUCUAUUUCUCCAUGAAGGAGUGGGAGUAUUUAGAAGAACACAAGGAUCUGUAUAAGGAAGUCAUUAUGGCAAAUCACCAACAAAUCAGAUUAACAGAAGACAAUGCCAUGGAAGAAAAACCCAUCACUGCAUAUAUACUCCCAGACAAUAUAUCAACUGUUCCUCCUGAACCCAAGGAAUCUUCUCUUGGUAGUUCAGAUACUGUCUCACAUUUUACAGCUAAAAGAUGUACCGCAAUAAGAAAAACGAUUCAGGUGGAUCAAAUCCUAAUUUAA